Esox lucius (northern pike) is the source of this 2007-nucleotide messenger RNA. RefSeq names its product CaM kinase-like vesicle-associated b (gene camkvb). The record is from RefSeq and is a predicted model, not a curated record. The transcript is spliced from 11 exons. Bases 156 to 1484 code for a protein of 442 amino acids. Gene Ontology annotation, molecular function: ATP binding; calcium/calmodulin-dependent protein kinase activity; calmodulin binding. Lineage: Eukaryota; Metazoa; Chordata; Actinopteri; Esociformes; Esocidae. Gene Ontology annotation, cellular component: intracellular anatomical structure. Gene Ontology annotation, biological process: peptidyl-serine phosphorylation.
AAAUUAGGCAGCUCUGGAAUUUAACUAGUAAAAAGUAAUUUGUUCACAAGCUAAGUAAAUUAUAUUUGCACUUCAUCUCGGAAGAGGACAAUAGAGGGAAGAAAAUCUGUGGAUUCUACUAAUUGAUAAAUUUGCUGAUAAGGGCAGGAGUGGCCAUGCCAUUUGGCUGUUUGACACUCGGGGAAAAGAAGGAUUACAACAAUCCCUCUGAGGUGACCGAUAAAUAUGACCUGGGACAGAUCGUCAAAUCGGAAGAGUUCUGUGAGAUCUUCAGGGCCAAGGACAAAAACACACUGAAAAUGUUCACUUGUAAAAAGUUCCUGAAAAAGGAUGGGAGGAAAGUUCGGAAAGCUGCAAAAAACGAAAUCCUAAUUUUAAAGAUGGUGAAGCACCCCAAUAUUCUCCAGUUGGUGGAUGUCUAUGAGACCAGAAAAGAGUACUUCUUAUUUCUUGAACUGGCUACAGGCAGGGAGGUUUUUGAUUGGAUCCUGGAUCAGGGCUAUUAUUCAGAGCGUGACACCAGUAACGUGAUCCGCCAGGUGUUGGAGGCCGUGGCCUAUCUUCAUUCUCUGCAUAUUGUCCAUAGGAACCUGAAGCUGGAGAAUUUGGUUUACUUUAACCGCCUAAAGCACUCCAAAAUAGUGAUCAGUGACUUUCACUUGGCCAAGCUGGAGACUGGGCUAAUCAAAGAUCCCUGUGGAACCCCAGAGUACCUGGCACCGGAGGUAGUUGGGAGACAGCGGUACGGCAGGCCUGUGGACUGUUGGGCCCUGGGUGUGAUCAUGUACAUACUACUUUCAGGUAAUCCUCCUUUCUACGAUGAAACCGAAGAUGAUGACUAUGAAAACCAUGACAAGAACCUGUUCAGGAAAAUCCUGGCUGGGGACUAUGAAUUUGACUCUCCGUACUGGGAUGACAUCUCAGAGUCCGCAAAGAGCCUAGUGUCUCGAAUGAUGGAGGUGGACCAGGAACAAAGGCUGACUGCUCAGGAGGCCAUUAACCAUGAAUGGAUUUCAGGAAAUGCAGCCUCGAAUAAGAACAUAAAGGAAAAUGUGUGUGCACAGAUAGAGAAAAACUUUGCCAAAGCUAAGUGGAAGAAAGCAGUGCGGGUCACUACCCUCAUGAAGCGACUGAGAGCUCCGGAGCAGAGUGCUGACUCAGCGGUAACCAACCAAGCUGCUGGGGAACCAGCCCUAGCAGAUGCCCAGACUCCCAGUGAGCCCUCUACCACAGCCCCUGGGGGGGAGGCUGCUGGUGCCUCUGAGCCCCCUGCCGGGACGGAAGCGGAGGCAUGCCAUUCCACUCCCCAGGUGCCAGCUGAGGUCACAGGUCCACCCCUGGCCCCCUCCCCUGGGGAGGCUGGCCCGGCCAAAGCCCCAGGGGAAGCCCAGGGCCCAGGUGAGGUCGAACCGUCGUCGCGGUGUAAUGGAGAGGCUUUGAAUCCGGACCUACUGGCAGCUGAAGCUGGUGAUGAACAGGGUUAGGCCUGCCGUUUAGGACCUCCUUAACUCCCAGCGAUCGUCCUUUCUGCACACUGUACAUUAGAUGCUAGCAUGGUGACACUGACUCUGCUUAUCUCUCCCUUUGCAGCGUUAGUAACAUCUCACAAGCCUGUGUGCCAUAGUGUUGAAUUGAUCUGGCUACAUUUAAUUAUGUAUUCUGUCUUUUUAAAACAGCCCGCGGGACUAACAGAUGUUUUUUGUCUAAUGCAGCCCAGAUUUUGCCAUGUUAGUAUUGUUUUGGGGGUUGAGAGAUUUUCGGUAUUAAGCUAAUGGCUACAUAGAUUCCUCUGAAGUCUCCCCUUCAGUGUUUAGUGUAUGGAAAUAUACAGUAUGUCACAAAAGUGAGUACACCCCUCAAAUUUUUGCUAAUAUUUGAUUAUAUCUUUUCAUGUGACAACACUGAAGAAAUGACGCUUUGCUACAAUGUGGUAAAGUUUUAACACACCUGCUCCCCAUUCACACCUGAGACCUUGUAACACUAACGAGUCACAUGCACUUGGGAGGG